GUUUGGUAUGGAGGAGCAAGGGGAAGGGUGGGCAGGGGUCGGGGCAUCAGGCUGAGAAGCUGCUGCCUCCUCCUGGGUGUGAUGGGGAGCUAUGGAGGCUUCCUAAGCAGGGGAGUGACACUGUCAGAUUUGGGUUUGAAAAUGAUCCCUCUGGGUUAGUCAGAAUCAGGGGGCUGGCUCAGCCGGGAUCCCUAGGUCAAAGCUGAAGGGUAAGUAUUUUUAGCAGGUGAAAGAAGUGAUUUUGAGCCUGGAGCUCUGGGGAAGUGGUGGGGGCUAAGGCCCAGGAAGGGGAGUGCUCUUGAAUUUGAAAGUGUCCAGCUCCGCAGGACCAGCCUGCAGCCUCGCUGAGAACUGAUUCAGCUAAACAAAUCCAGGGAGGGGGGACUUGUCGGCUCAUUGCCCCAGGGGUAACCAUUAAUCUUCCCCUGGGGGGAAUCCAGGGGCUGGUGCCCUGAAGGGCAGAUUCUGGGCAGAAUGGAGGAACACACAGAGGCAGGCUCAGCACCAGGGCUGGGGGAACAGAGGGCGCUAAUUGACAACCCUGCCGACAUCCUGGUCAUUGCGGCUUAUUUCCUGCUGGUCAUUGGUGUCGGCUUGUGGUCCAUGUGCAGAACCAACAGAGGCACCGUUGGCGGCUACUUCCUGGCGGGACGAAGCAUGGCGUGGUGGCCGGUCGGGGCCUCUCUCUUCGCCAGCAACAUCGGCAGUGGCCAUUUCGUGGGCCUGGCAGGGACGGGCGCGGCAAGUGGCCUGGCUGUGGCUGGAUUUGAGUGGAAUGCGCUGUUCGUGGUGCUGCUACUUGGCUGGCUCUUCGUGCCCGUGUACCUGACCGCGGGCGUCAUUACGAUGCCGCAGUACCUGCGCAAGCGCUUUGGCGGCCGUCGAAUCCGCCUCUACUUGUCCGUGCUCUCGCUUUUUCUGUACAUCUUCACCAAGAUUUCGGUGGAUAUGUUCUCCGGGGCAGUAUUCAUUCAACAGGCUCUGGGCUGGAAUAUCUAUGCCUCCGUCAUCGCGCUUCUGGUCAUCACCAUGAUCUACACUGUGACAGGAGGGCUGGCAGCGCUGAUGUACACGGAUACGGUGCAGACCUUCGUCAUUCUCGCGGGGGCCUUCGUACUCAUGGGUUACGCCUUCCACGAGGUGGGCGGGUAUUCGGGGCUUUUCGACAAAUACCUGGGGGCAAUGACGUCCCUGACGGUGUCCGAGGAUCCGGCGGUGGGCAACAUCUCCAGCUCCUGCUAUCUACCCCGGCCCGACUCCUACCAUCUGCUCCGGGACCCUGUGACGGGGGACCUGCCGUGGCCUGCGCUGCUUCUGGGGCUUACCAUUGUCUCAAGCUGGUACUGGUGCAGCGACCAGGUCAUAGUGCAGCGCUGUCUGGCUGGGAAAAACCUGACCCACAUCAAGGCGGGCUGCAUCCUGUGCGGCUACUUGAAGCUGAUGCCCAUGUUCCUCAUGGUCAUGCCGGGCAUGAUCAGCCGCAUUCUUUACCCGGACGAGGUGGCGUGCGUGGUGCCAGAGGUGUGUAAGCGCGUGUGUGGCACCGAGGUGGGGUGCUCCAACAUCGCCUACCCGCGGCUCGUCGUGAAGCUCAUGCCCAACGGUGAGGGCGGGCCCCCGGGUUGCCCCGCUGCCCACAGGCGCCAGUGGGAGGAGUCACCCCUCGCCCAGCCCGCACCCUCCCGGGACCCCCUCGUGGCCGCAGACUCACGGCUCCGUUGGCCCGCAGGUCUGCGCGGACUCAUGCUGGCGGUCAUGCUGGCCGCGCUCAUGUCCUCGCUGGCCUCGAUCUUUAACAGCAGCAGCACGCUUUUCACCAUGGACAUCUACACGCGCCUGCGGCCCCGCGCGGGCGACCGCGAGUUGCUGCUAGUAGGACGGCUCUGGGUGGUGUUCAUCGUGGCCGUGUCGGUGGCCUGGCUUCCCGUGGUACAGGCGGCGCAGGGCGGGCAGCUCUUUGAUUACAUCCAGUCGGUCUCCAGCUACCUGGCGCCGCCGGUGUCGGCCGUCUUCGUGCUGGCGCUCUUCGUGCCCCGCGUCAAUGAGAAGGGCGCCUUCUGGGGACUGAUCGGGGGCCUGCUGAUGGGUCUGGCACGCCUGGUUCCCGAGUUCUCCUUUGGCUCGGGCAGCUGCGUGCGCCCCUCGGCGUGCCCCGCACUCCUCUGCCGCGUGCACUACCUCUACUUCGCCAUCGUGCUCUUCGUCUGCUCCGGCCUCCUCACCCUCGUGGUCUCGCUGUGCACACCGCCCAUCCCGCGCAAGCACCUCCACCGCCUGGUUUUCAGUCUCCGGUACAGCAAGGAGGAGCGCGAGGACCUGGAUGCUGAGGAGCUAGAAGGUCCAACCUCAGCCCCUGUACAGAACGGGCGCCCUGAGCACGCGGUGGAGAUGGAGGAGCCCCCGUCCCCAGCACCAGGCCUGUUCCGCCAGUGCCUGCUCUGGUUCUGUGGAAUGAGCAGGGCUGGGGCAGGCAGUCCCCCACGCCCUACCCAGGAGGAGAUGGCUGCCGCAGCCAGGCGACUGGAGGACAUCAGUGAGGACCCAAGCUGGGCCCGAGUCGUCAACCUCAAUGCCCUGCUCAUGAUGGCCGUGGCCACAUUCCUCUGGGGCUUUUAUGCCUGA
This is a messenger RNA of Aethalodelphis obliquidens (Pacific white-sided dolphin), 2622 nucleotides long. It is a transcript of the gene SLC5A2, whose product is annotated as solute carrier family 5 member 2. NCBI's taxonomy places the organism in Eukaryota, Metazoa, Chordata, Mammalia, Artiodactyla, Delphinidae. The transcript is spliced from 13 exons. Bases 475 to 2622 code for a protein of 715 amino acids. Gene Ontology annotation, biological process: transmembrane transport; sodium ion transport. The record is from RefSeq and is a predicted model, not a curated record. Gene Ontology annotation, molecular function: D-glucose:sodium symporter activity. Gene Ontology annotation, cellular component: plasma membrane.